This is a messenger RNA of Trichosurus vulpecula (common brushtail), 3440 nucleotides long. RefSeq names its product exocyst complex component 1 (gene EXOC1). Gene Ontology annotation, molecular function: phosphatidylinositol-4,5-bisphosphate binding. The transcript is spliced from 20 exons. Gene Ontology annotation, cellular component: plasma membrane; exocyst. Gene Ontology annotation, biological process: Golgi to plasma membrane transport; exocytosis. NCBI's taxonomy places the organism in Eukaryota, Metazoa, Chordata, Mammalia, Diprotodontia, Phalangeridae. Bases 149 to 2854 code for a protein of 901 amino acids. The record is from RefSeq and is a predicted model, not a curated record.
GGAUGUAGGAAAUGGGCGGGGCCGGAGCGUUUCCAGAGCUUCCUGGAGAGACCGAGGGAGGCAGAUCGCUCCGGUAACUGCCGCGUCCUCGGCCCCACCCCAGUGCCCUCACGGAGGAGCCUGCCGGGAGCGCCUCGGUGAGGAAAAAAUGACUGCAAUCAAGCAUGCAUUACAAAGAGAUAUUUUCACACCAAACGAUGAACGUUUACUGAGCAUUGUGAACGUCUGCAAAGCAGGGAAAAAGAAGAAAAACUGUUUUUUGUGUGCCACAGUGACAACUGAACGCCCAGUACAGGUGAAUGUGGUGAAAGUGAAGAAAUCUGAUAAGGGAGACUUCUACAAAAGACAAAUUGCAUGGGCCCUUCGAGAUCUUGCUGUGGUGGAUGCCAAAGAUGCCAUUAAAGAGAAUCCUGAAUUUGAUUUACAUUUUGAAAAAAUAUACAAGUGGGUUGCCAGCAGCACUGCAGAAAAGAAUGCAUUUAUUUCCUGUAUUUGGAAAUUGAAUCAGAGAUAUCUUCGAAAGAAAAUUGAUUUCGUCAAUGUUAGUUCACAGCUUUUAGAAGAACUGCCUAAAGUUACAGAAGAAUCUGUUCCAAGUGGAGAGAAUCAGAGUGUGACAGGAGGAGAUGAAGAAGCUGUAGAUGAGUACCAGGAGUUAAAUGCAAGAGAAGAACAGGAUAUUGAGAUAAUGAUGGAAGGCUGUGAAUAUGCUAUUUCUAAUGCUGAAGCUUUUGCAGAAAAGUUAUCAAGAGAGCUGCAGGUGUUAGAUGGGGCAAACAUCCAGUCAAUCAUGGCCUCUGAGAAACAGGUGAAUAUCCUGAUGAAGUUGCUGGAUGAGGCUCUUAAGGAGGUGGAUCAGAUUGAACUGAAGCUGAGCAGCUAUGAAGAAAUGCUGCAAAGUGUAAAAGAACAAAUGGAUCAGAUCUCAGAAAGCAACCACUUAAUUCAUCUUAGUAACACUAAUAAUGUAAAGCUCCUCUCAGAGAUAGAAUUCCUUGUGAACCACAUGGACUUGGCAAAAGGUCACAUAAAGGCUCUUCAGGAAGGAGAUCUUGCUUCUUCUAGAGGCAUUGAAGCCUGUACCAAUGCAGCUGAUGCCCUUCUACAGUGUAUGAAUGUAGCUCUUCGUCCAGGACACGACAUGCUUUACGCAGUCAAACAACAGCAACAACGUUUUGGAGAUUUGCGAGAGCAGUUUGCCCGAAGACUUGCCAGUCAUCUUAACAAUGUUUUUGUUCAACAGGGACAUGACCAGAGUUCCACUCUUGCACAGCACUCCAUUGAAUUGACAUUGCCUAAUCACCAUCCCUUCCAUAGAGACUUGCUUCGAUAUGCCAAAUUGAUGGAGUGGUUAAAGAGUACAGAUUAUGGAAAAUAUGAGGGACUAACAAAGAAUUACAUGGAUUAUUUAUCAAGGCUAUAUGAAAGAGAAAUAAAAGAUUUCUUUGAAGUUGCAAAGAUCAAGAUGACAGGCACUACUAAAGAAAGCAAGAAGUUUGCUACACUGCCUCGAAAAGAAAGUGCUGUCAAACAAGAAACAGAGAGUCUUCAUGGAAGUUCUGGGAAAUUGACUGGAUCUACAUCUAGCCUAAACAAACUCACUGUUCAGAGUUCUGGGAGUCGUAGAUCUCAGUCAUCAUCUUUGUUGGAUAUGGGAAACAUGUCUGCUUCUGAUCUUGAUGUAGCCGACAGAACCAAGUUUGAUAAGAUCUUUGAACAGGUUCUAAGUGAGUUAGAACCCCUAUGUCUAGCAGAGCAGGACUUCAUAAGUAAGUUUUUCAAACUGCAGCAACAUCAAAACAUUCCUGGAACAAUGGCUGAAACAGAAGAUUUGGAUGGAGGAAUGUUAUCACGGCAGUAUAACUCUGGUGUACUACAGUCUAUAUCAUCUGAGAAAGAUAUGAUCCGCCAAAUGAUGAUUAAAAUAUUUCGCUGCAUCGAGCCAGAAUUGAACAAUCUGAUCGCAUUAGGAGAUAAAAUUGAUAGCUUUAACUCCCUCUACAUGCUAGUCAAAAUGAGUCAUCAUGUGUGGACUGCACAAAAUGUGGAUCCUGCUUCCUUUCUCAGUACCACAUUGGGAAAUGUUUUAGUGACUGUAAAAAGGAACUUUGACAAAUGCAUUAGUAACCAAAUAAGACAGAUGGAAGAAGUAAAGAUCUCAAAGAAGAGCAAAGUGGGGAUUCUUCCAUUUGUUGCUGAAUUUGAAGAAUUUGCAGGGCUUGCUGAAUCAAUCUUCAAAAAUGCAGAGCGUCGUGGAGAUCUAGAUAAAGCUUACAUAAAACUUAUAAGAGGAGUCUUUGUAAAUGUGGAGAAAGUAGCAAAUGAAAGCCAGAAGACUCCCAGGGAUGUGGUGAUGAUGGAGAACUUCCACCAUAUUUUUGCAACUCUUUCUCGUUUGAAAAUCUCAUGUCUAGAAGCUGAAAAAAAAGAAGCCAAGCAGAAGUACACAGAUCAUCUUCAGUCUUAUGUUAUCUAUUCUUUAGGACAACCUCUUGAAAAACUAAAUCAUUUCUUUGAGGGUGUUGAAGCUCGAGUAGCACAAGGUAUAAGAGAAGAAGAAGUAAGUUACCAACUUGCGUUUAAUAAACAAGAACUUCGUAAAGUUAUCAAAGAAUAUCCUGGGAAGGAAGUGAAGAAAGGACUAGAUAAUCUCUACAAGAAAGUUGAUAAGCACCUUUGUGAAGAAGAGAAUUUGCUUCAGGUGGUGUGGCACUCCAUGCAAGAUGAAUUUAUACGCCAGUACAAGCACUUUGAGGGUUUGAUAGCACGAUGCUAUCCUGGAUCUGGUGUUACAAUGGAAUUCACUAUUCAAGACAUCCUGGACUAUUGUUCUAGCAUUGCACAGUCACAUUAGACUCAACAAAAGAAAAGCUAACAGUGUGUUCUAAAAAUGCCAAGCAGUAUCCAGAGAUAUCAAACUGUAUGCUUCAGAAACCUGAAUUUGUUACUCUAUGUAUUAUUAAUUAUUGCUAAAUGUCAGGUAAAUGUAUAGUAACUACAGAUGUUAAAUGCAACGUUACAGACCCUAAGUAGCAGCAGUAUUGUUCACUUACUAGGCUAUGUACUAAUUUAACAUAAUACUUUUCGGUUAAUUUAAAUUGCACUUAUUUUUCUAUCAUUGUGCAGGAGAUUUACAUUUGUGGGUCCCUUUCUUGCUAAUGAGCAUUGUAAUCUGGAGUAUGUGAAGUGCAUUGGAAAUACAGUGGACACUCCAACUUUAACUCAUUCUCUUUCUUGAGAAUUACGUAACCUUUAAAAUACUGUACAGAACUGUUUUAUUUUGCAGGUGUGUGUGUGUAUGUGUGUGCGUGUGUGUGUGUGUAGAGAGAUAAAGGAGUUCAUUUGAAUACUUGUAAGCUUAUGUUUUGAGGAUUAUGUAACUAUGUCAUGUUAAGAAUGCACUGACAGUGAAGUAAAGAGAUUUUUUUUUUUAAAGUUAA